This is a messenger RNA of Actinia tenebrosa (Australian red waratah sea anemone), 1523 nucleotides long. RefSeq names its product charged multivesicular body protein 1a. Gene Ontology annotation, biological process: vacuolar transport. NCBI's taxonomy places the organism in Eukaryota, Metazoa, Cnidaria, Anthozoa, Actiniaria, Actiniidae. The record is from RefSeq and is a predicted model, not a curated record.
UCAGUGUUCAUCUUGGUUUCGUCAAUUUACUUCCCUUUUAACGAUAUUUUCUCCUUUUUAUAAAGCUUUGAUCAUGCCAAUUGAAGAUACCUUAUUUCAGUUGAAGUUUACGACAAAACAGUUAGAAAGAUAUGCAAAGAAAUGCGAAAAGGAUCAAAAAGUACAAGAAGCUAAAGUGAAAAAGGUGAGCAAGAGCAUGGAAGGUGUAACAAAAGGUCUUGAUAAAGCAAUGAAAAGUAUGGACCUAGAAAAGAUUUCAGCAACAAUGGAAAAAUUUGAAGGUUUGUUUGAAGAUCUUGAUGUCAAUACUCAGGUGAUGGAAAGUUCCAUGGGCCAAGCUACAACUCUAACCACUCCACAAGACCAGGUUGAAGCUCUUAUUAGUCAAGUAGCUGAAGAAAAUGGCUUGGAAAUAAUGAGUGAAUUAGAAAAAGUACAACCAGGAACAGAAUCACUCAGAGAAAGAGAAGGAGAACGUUCAGUGAAAGAAGAGGAUCAACUCACAAAAAGAUUGGCAGCAUUAAGGAACUAGGUUUGCAUUCUUUAUCCUUCACAGUUUURUAAAGUGAAUAUAAUAAUCACACCAACAAAUAACAAAAAAUGUAAAUAAUAUUAAUGAUAAGUAGAGAACAAUCUCUGUGGCUGGGAUACCUGUGGUUUCUUGAGGAAGGUCUUUCACUUAUGAUGAGUAGRAGCUGGAUACUAGAAUGCCUCACUAAGCUCAACCAGUCUUUUCUCUGCCAUAUUAAGCACAGGAGCCCCAAGGCUCGCUUGACAAAUGUAUCAGUUUUGAUUUUCAGAUGCUCAAGUAACAAAAAAAUUCACAAAUGACUACAAAUGUUUUCAAAGGUUCGAAUAAUUUACUUUUGCACUAGCAAAGUAAUGCAUCAAUCACAUGUAAACUACUUUUACAGGGUGAUACAAUAUUUCAUGCAAAGAAAAUAAAAUUUAGAGUAGUUUUCCUAGUCAUAAACUAAAGGUGAGCGUUUUUUUGGAGUGCAACCACGUGACAGAUACUGUAAAUCCCUUGAGAUAUAAAUAGCAAUCAAACGACCGCCAUCUUAGUUGAUCCAACAAGAGAAGCUUAAUGAAUACAAUAACCAACAUGGCGACUAUGACGUAACAUGUAUCCCAAGAAAUACACUCUAAUUAUUUUGUUUUCUAUUGUAUUUAUCCCACUAUUGAGCGCUUUCACGUAACGUCACUCCAGCCAUCUUGGUGUACCAAAACAAUACAUGUUCUAUCCUCUGGGAAUUGAACUUUAAUUUUAURCAAAUACUGUGUAGAAAGUUUCUAUUGUUUGGUACACCAAUAUGGCUUCCUUGUCACGGGAGAGAAAAAGCUUUAUUACACUGAUUUGUUUCGURGCUUUAUGGAAAAACUGCCUUACAACAUUGCUGACCUCUUGUUAUUAGAAGGAUAAUACGUAUUCAUCUUGAAAAAAUGUAUWUUUUCUUCUUCUUGACUUUAAUGAAUUGUUUGAUUUAUCCUGUAUUUAUUUGGUAAAUAUAAUCCAUAAAUAU